UGUUGACUCAGUCUUGAUGCUGCAGCAUCGAACAAUGGGACUCAGAUGAACCUAUCCCACAGUCAGAACUGCUGGCCAGGGUAGCUGGAAAACAUGGGCUGCUCUGUCUUCUGUCUGACAGGAUAGACAAAGAAGUCCUUGAUGCAGCAGGGUCCAACCUAAAAGUCAUCAGCACAAUGUCUGCAGGAUUUGACCAUCUUGCUCUGGAAGAAAUUAAGAAACGUGGGAUCCGUGUGGGAUACAUCCCGGACAUACUGACAGAUGCUACUGCUGAGCUUACAGUAGCUUUGCUCUUAGCCACGUGUCGCAGGCUGCCAGAAUCAGUGGAGGAAGUGAAGAAUGGUGGCUGGACAACAUGGAAGCCCUUCUGGAUGUGUGGAUAUGGGCUAUCUGAUAGCACUGUCGGGAUCAUAGGGCUGGGAAGAAUAGGACAGGCAGUGGCACGCCGUCUAAAGCCGUUUGGGGUCAAGAGAUUUCUAUAUGCUGGACGCCAUCUGAAACCAGAGGGUGCUGCAGAGUUUGAAGCUGAAUUUGUUCCGCUCACUAGGCUAGCAGAGGAGUCGGACUUUGUUGUUGUGACCUGUUCCCUAACUCCUGAUACAGCAGGAUUGUGCAACAAGGAUUUCUUUGGCAAAAUGAAGAAAACAUCAGUGUUCAUCAACACGAGCAGGGGAGCUGUGGUGAAUCAGGAGGACCUGUACCAAGCCUUGGUCAGUGGCCAGAUUGCAGCUGCUGGUCUGGAUGUCACAACCCCGGAGCCACUGCCUACAGAACACCCUCUUCUUUCCUUGAAGAACUGUGUGAUUUUGCCUCACAUUGGAAGUGCCACCUAUGCUACUAGGAGCACCAUGUCUGUGUUGGCUGUCAACAACCUCCUGGCUGGUUUGAAAGGGGAAAGCAUGCCAAGUGAACUCCAUUUAUGAAGGAAAGCCAAACAACAUCACCUGCUGAGCAAGGUCAUAACUUCAAAGUAACCUGGAGAAACUUAGCAGAUCCUGACCUGUUUAACCCUAAAGAUCUAUGUGUCUGUGUCAUCCUGCAAAUUAGAAAAUAAUAAACAAGGCUUGAAUAACAA
Molecule: messenger RNA, 1075 nt
Organism: Alligator sinensis (Chinese alligator)
Lineage: Eukaryota; Metazoa; Chordata; Crocodylia; Alligatoridae
Product: glyoxylate reductase/hydroxypyruvate reductase-like
Exons: 9
Coding region: 177-923 (248 amino acids)
Cellular component (GO): cytosol
Molecular function (GO): glyoxylate reductase (NADPH) activity; hydroxypyruvate reductase (NADH) activity; NAD binding
Source: RefSeq, a predicted model, not a curated record